AUGUCCUCGACCGAUGCCCCUCGCAGCUCUGGGCCAGCCACUGCACCGCCCAAAGGGAUGCGGGAGAAUGGCAAAAACUGGCACGAUACAAAAGCUGCCUUUCGCCCCACCAAGGGCCUAACUUCUUAUGCGCGGCGCCUUGAUGAGCGCAAGGCGAUGGCCGCGAUCAAGGAGAAGGAGAAGGAGAUGAAGGAAGAGAAAGAAGCGGAGAGACAGCGCCGGAUACAGGCUAUCAAGGACAGACGGGCCGCCAAGGAAGAAAAGGAGCGGUACGAAAAGAUGGCCGAGAAAAUGCACCGCAAGAGAGUUGAAAGAUUAAAGAGAAGGGAGAAGAGAAACAAGUUGCUCAAGUCGUGA
This is a messenger RNA of Uncinocarpus reesii 1704, 357 nucleotides long. RefSeq lists its product as uncharacterized. The record is from RefSeq and is a predicted model, not a curated record. Lineage: Eukaryota; Fungi; Ascomycota; Eurotiomycetes; Onygenales; Onygenaceae. The coding region runs from base 1 to 357 and encodes 118 amino acids. The transcript has 3 exons.